AUGGCAUUCGAAACGGAUAUUGUUGCCAACAACUACGGCUCGGUAACGUUGAUCAAGUCCCGUGAAGAAACUUCGGUCGAUAUUGCCCGAGGGCUACCGGCCAAAUAUCGGAUCAACUUUCCAUCGCAAACCGCGCCACCAACUGUCCGUUCAAUUCUGUUAAAUGGACAGACGAUUUGCAGUAGCUACCGGGCAUUAGCUCAACCAACGACGAUUCUAAGCUGGGAACAUUCGUGGUUUGCGCAAUUCCCCGGUCGAAUUAUGGCUCACAACAACGGGCUCCAGACGAUGGAAACCGUCACGAGGAACGUGUUCCGAGUGAGCGACGAAUUACCGUCGGAUCCCGGUUCGAUAGCCUUACGUUUUGAGCCAGAACCGACAACGGAAAGACCUAGAAAUCCUAGACGAAGUACGGUUUCUCCUCGGCCCGCAUCAUCAGACUAUGAAUGCGGUAAAACAUCCGACGCCCUACCGAAUCGAUUGUCGAUAAACGGAGAUCUGGUGCGCCGCGGUCAGUUCCCUUGGAUCGUGCCGGUGUUUGACCGCGCCGAACCGCACAAUCCUAGAUACAUCUGUGGCAGUACUCUGAUCACCCGAAGUCACCUGCUGACGGCGGCCCACUGCGUUUACGAAGCCGAAGACGUCAUUCCCGCCGAUCGGUUGCUGGCCAUGCCCGGAAUGUACAAUAUUGACAACUUUUUCGAUGACAAAGCCGUGCUCGCCGACGUCGAGGAAGUGAUUGCCCACGAAGAUUACGACUAUGAUGAUGACACGAACGAUGCGGAUCUGGCUGUGCUGCGAUUGAAAACGAGGAUCGAACUAUCGGCAUACAUUAUUCCGAUUUGUCCUUGGCAGGGUGACAACAGUCUAGGGCGGAUCAUCGGUGAAGAAGGUUACGUUGCCGGUUGGGGUGAAACCGAUGACGGUUCGUCCCACGUUCCGACCUACAUCCGAACCACCAUCGUGAGCAAGCAACAGUGUAGUGUGAAUUGGUCUCGAUCGUAUCGAAGAAACGCACGAAUCUUCUGUGGCGAUGGCCACGGUUCGGUACCCUGCAAUGGGGACUCCGGCAGCGGACUGGUACUGAAACUGGCCAACCAGUACUAUCUGCGGGGGGUUGUGUCCCGGGGGAAAGUCGAUCCCAAUACGUUGAAGUGCGACACCAGCAAGUACGUGAUCUACACCGACAUAGCGCCCUUCCGGUACUGGCUGAGGACGGUGACCAGCUGA
This is a messenger RNA of Malaya genurostris, 1230 nucleotides long. Its product is annotated as phenoloxidase-activating factor 1-like. NCBI's taxonomy places the organism in Eukaryota, Metazoa, Arthropoda, Insecta, Diptera, Culicidae. The transcript is spliced from 3 exons. Bases 1 to 1230 code for a protein of 409 amino acids. Gene Ontology annotation, biological process: proteolysis. Gene Ontology annotation, molecular function: serine-type endopeptidase activity. The record is from RefSeq and is a predicted model, not a curated record.